Messenger RNA from Nilaparvata lugens (brown planthopper), 959 nucleotides. RefSeq lists its product as uncharacterized. Bases 161 to 859 code for a protein of 232 amino acids. Lineage: Eukaryota; Metazoa; Arthropoda; Insecta; Hemiptera; Delphacidae. The transcript is spliced from 2 exons. The record is from RefSeq and is a predicted model, not a curated record.
UGAUAUUUUCAAAAGGUCUCAACGUUUAUAUGACGUGAGAUAUUUGGAGUAUUUAGGCGACGGCGACUCAAAAGCUUUUCAGGCGGUUUGCGCGGAGGAGCCGUACGGGCCGGACGUUUCAAUUAAGAAAUUGGAAUGUGUCGGUCACGUACAGAAACGGAUGGGCUAUAGACUGAGGAAAUUGAAAUCGCAGAAGCCAUCGAUAGGUGGUAAAGGUAGGCUGACCGAUAAAGCUAUACAAACCAUACAAAAAUUCUAUGGCUAUGCUAUUCGAAAUAAUUCGAAUAGCGUGAAAAGUAUGGAAAAUGCGAUUUGGGCUACCUACAAUCAUUUAGCCUCCAGUGAUGAGAGCCCUAAACAUGAUUUAUGUUUAGAUGAUUGGUGUAAAUAUAAACAGGCUCUCAACACUGGUUCAGUCUAUAGCCACAAAUCCCACUUUCAUAUUCCAGAAACUGUAAUGAGUGAUAUUGAAUUUAUUUUCAAAGACCUGUCACGUACGGAACUUUUAAAAAAAUGUACGGCAGGAAAAACCCAAAAUUCAAACGAGAGUUUCAACAGUGUUGUUUGGACGAUUGUACCCAAAAAAACAUUCGUUCAAAUGAACACAUUGAAUUUUGGCAUGUCUGAAGCGAUAAAUAGGUACAAUGAAGGCCAUUUAGCGAAAGUGUGCGUAUUAGAAGAGAUGGGACUCAGAGCCGGCAAGAACACGCUGACUGCUUUGAAACGGUUAGACCACGAGCGCGUGUCUCAAGGAAACAAUCAGCUGCUAAAACAUAGAGGAGGAGGAGGAGGAGGAGGAGGCGGCGGCGGCACAGCACAUAGCGAAGAUGAUCCAAAUUAUAGCGCUGGUAAUUUUUAAGAUCAAACAUGAGUUCCUCCUACCAGAGCUGCAAGCCCAGUCGUCCAAGGACGCCAACUCUCUUCAUAGAACCAUCAUCUCAGUCGGCUCUGUCUUCGAG